Corythoichthys intestinalis (scribbled pipefish) is the source of this 15910-nucleotide messenger RNA. It is a transcript of the gene pex5la, whose product is annotated as peroxisomal biogenesis factor 5-like a. The transcript has 15 exons. Gene Ontology annotation, cellular component: peroxisomal membrane; cytosol. Gene Ontology annotation, biological process: protein import into peroxisome matrix, docking. Lineage: Eukaryota; Metazoa; Chordata; Actinopteri; Syngnathiformes; Syngnathidae. Gene Ontology annotation, molecular function: protein binding. The coding region runs from base 329 to 2185 and encodes 618 amino acids. The record is from RefSeq and is a predicted model, not a curated record.
UGAAGAAGAGGUGGGGAAAGAGGGAGGGAGAGAGAGAGCGAGCGGACUGGAUGAACGAGACUUGUUUUAAGCUGAGGAGCGAGUGAGCCAGCAUCCAGUGUGGGAGCGAAGGACGACCCGGCGAGUUUCAAGUGACCGGGCGGAGCUGCUGCCUCUUUCAAGAGUCACAUUGAGCACCUGAGCGGUCUGAGUACUGCCUCCUCGCCAUCCUCUGCCUAUAACUUGAGCACAGCCAUUCAAUGUCACCACUUCUACUUUGACUUUGAGCCCUGAGAAGUCUGGAACAAGUCCCGGCAGGCUCUGAGGGAGACAUCCGCGACGCCUCAAUAUGUACCAGGGGCAUUUACAGGGCAAAGACUCUAGGGCUGCAGAUAAGACUGUUGCCAUGGUCCUGAAGGAGAUACCAAGUAAGGCGUCAUCAGAAGGGAAGCCCCUCCUCACGGUGACUAACAAGCUGGUGGGUGAGCAACAAGAGAGUCGCCCACUUCUGAGUCCAUCCAUUGACGAUUUCCUUUGCGAGACCAAGUGUGAUGGGCUUUCCCGACCAGUGACCUCUAACACUGCAGUUUUGUCGUCAACAUUGGACCUACUGGACCUCAGUGAGCCAAGUGAGCAGAAAAACAACAAAGACAGGAAGAGUCCUCGUUCGUCCCGGCGUGAAAAGCAAAACAGUCCGCACAGGAAAAAGACCGCUGAGACAGAACUGAUCCAGGUGGAGACGGAACAGAGCACGCGGACACCAGAGAGGGUGUCACUGGACUCCGCUAACAUUGGUUCACCUUUGGAUAAAUGGGAAGACUUGAACCCCAACCCUGAGCGAAACGGCAACAGGAGGUGGAAAUUGGAGAGACGGCGUUCAUCUAAAAACUCUUCAAAUGAAUUUCUAUGGUCCAUUGACUGUAAAACCCCAUUAGAGCCAUUGAGUAAGAACUCUGUGGAGGCAAACACCAAAGUGGAGCCAGAGUCUGCUCUAGCAUCUCAACUCAACAGACAGUAUAUUAGUGGAAGACAUGCUCGUCUAACCAAGGAUCAGAGGUGGGGCAGCGCCCUCCUGUCCAGACAUCAGUCCCUAGAAGAGGAGUUUGAGCGAGCCAAGGCUGCUGUGGAGUCGGAUACAGAGUUCUGGGAUAAGAUGCAGGCAGAGUGGGAGGAACUGGCACGGCGAAACUGGCUGACGGAAAAUGAACAAGCCCAGAUACCCUCCACAGUCUCGCCUUAUGAGAAGGGUUACUACUUCCACACAGAUAAUCCCUAUAAGGACUUGCCUAAUGCGUUUGAGGAAGGGCUGAAGAAGUCUCGAGAAGGAGACUUGCCAAAUGCGGUGCUUAUGCUGGAAGCGGCCGUCUUGCAGGACCCUCACGAUUCAGAGGCGUGGCAAGUGCUGGGGACAACGCAGGCCGAAAAUGAGAAUGAACAGGCAGCAAUUGUCUCCCUUCAGAGGUGCUUGGAGCUCCACCCCAACAACCUGCCGGCUCUCAUGGCCGUGGCGGUGAGCCUGACCAACACGGGCAUGCGUUAUGAGGCGUGCGAGGCUCUGCUUCGCUGGCUAAGACACAACCCGAAAUACAAACAGCUCCUGAAGGGCAAAAAUCACCUUGUGGGAUCCCCAAACUCCCAGCGCAGGUUGUCCUAUGCACCCAACAUGGGCAGGCAUGAAAGCGCCAUGCUACCUGAGGUCAAGGAACUUUUCCUGGAAGCAGUCCAGCACAAUUCGGACACCGUUGACCCGGACUUGCAGACGGGCCUCGGGGUGCUUUACAACCUCAGCGGAGAGUUCAACAAAGCGGUGGACGCAUUCAACACGGCCUUGUCGGUGCGGCCUGAGGAUUAUUUGCUGUGGAACCGGCUAGGGGCCACUCUGGCAAACGGAGACCGGAGCGAGGAGGCGGUGGAGGCGUACACACGAGCUUUGGAACUGCAGCCGGGAUUUAUCCGGUCCCGCUACAACCUGGGAAUCAGCUGCAUUAACCUCGGAGCACACAGAGAGGCGGCAAGCAACUUCCUAACAGCCCUCAGCCUUCAACGGAAAAGCCGGAGUCGGCAGCAGUCACACCAGGUCAUGUCUGGAAACAUAUGGGCCGCUCUCCGGAUAGCUUUAUCCAUGAUGGACCAGCCCGAACUCUUCCAGGCUGCAAACAUAGGUGACCUGGAUCUUCUCAUGAGAGCCUUUAACUUAGACAUAUGAGGAAUUGGAAGCUGGUGACGACUGCAUUUCCUCAUCUUUCUUCUUGCCAGUAGCUCCAAACCCAAAGUGGACACAUGAGAAUGAACUGGAUGUAACGCAGGAGAUAUUACUUUUUUUUUGUAUGCACGUCGUCCACUCGGCUGUCUUGGAGCAGUUCUGAGGACAGGUUCUUCCAAGUGACUGCUUUGUGACGGAUUUGCACUGCAAUUUGCAAGUACCCUGAAGAGCACAAGGACGGGCGAAGAUUGUACGAGCAAUGCCUUAGAGAAUACGUCAAUUAAAAACAGGCUCACUCAUUGGAACAGAGCUGAACCACAAGAUCUCACCGAGGGAACGUCAUGUACAAUUUGCUGUUUGCACACAACCGAUGAGGUUUUGGGAAAACAAAGCUUUCCCCAACUCAAUUACUCAGAAAGAUUCAUGAGCUGAUUCAGCAGAAAAUCAUUCAGCAAAUGAAAACAAGUGCACCGUUUAACCUGGAGUUCACGUGACUCUUCCUGGCUUGGAAGUAUGUUCCCGCAUGACUUCAAAAGUUUCCCUAUUGCACUUGAGACAAACCGGUAACCUCCUCCAUCUCAUGUGGAAUGUGUAAGCCAGGUUGUGUAAGCCUUACUCAAAAGCAUGCCAACAACAUUUGGUGAUACUAUUUUUAUGGCAACACAAAAACAAUAAGCCAUUGCACUCUAUUUAUUACAUGACUAAACUGGUUUCACUUGCUUUGGUUUACUGCCGUUUUCUGAACUUGAAAUAUUUCUGAGCCAUUCAUUUGAUGUCUUUUUCAUUUUUUGACUCGAUCCCAGUUAACUUGUUUUUCUUCACAUUAUAGUAAAGGUUCCAAUGGUUUAAGCUUUUAAAACUUCAAGCAUUGCCUGUGUAACCAGGCAUAUUUUUUUAAAUGAACAUGCACAUCACAGUUUGAAACGGAAACCAUCAAAGCGAAGAGUUCCACCAAAAGAAGCGCAGUUCUGUUUUAUAAGUAUUGAGAUGCUAUUCUCAUACUGUGGUAGGAAAAAGUAUCUGAAUCUUUUGGAAUUUCUCACAUUUCUGCAUAAAGCCACCAUCAAAUGUGAGCUAAUCUUUAUCAAAAUCACACAGAUGUAAAAACAGUGUCUGCUUUAACUAAAACCACCCAAACACUUAUAGGUUUUCAUAUUUUAAUAAGGAUAGCAUGCAAACAAUGACAGAAGGCGGAGAAAUAAGUAAGUGAACCCUCUGCCUAAGGAGACUUAAAGAGCAAUUUAAACAAAUUUUUACCAAACAAUUUAAGUCAGGUGUGUGCCCAAUCACUGAUGAGUGGUUUAAAGUGGCCCUGCCCACUAUAAAACACACACCUGAUAAGAAUUGUCUUGAUGAGAAUCAUUGUCUGAUGUGCAUCAUGGCUCGGUCAAAAGAGCGGUCUGAAGACCUGCGAUCAAGGAUUGUUGAUUUGUAUAAAGCGUGGAAAGGAUACAAAACCAUCUCUGAAAGUAUGGAUGUUCAUCAAUCGACAGUCAGAGAAGUUGUCUACAAAUGGAAAGAGUUUGGCACUGUUGCUUCUCUCCCAAGGAGUGGCCAUCCACUAAAGAUGACACCAAGAGUUCAGCACAGAAUACUCAGAGAGGUAAAAAAAGAACCCUAGAGUGUCUGCUAAAAACUCACAGAAAUCACUGGCACAGUCCAAUAUCUCUGUGCAAACAUCAACUAUAUGCAAAACUAUGACCAAAAAUGGUGUUCAUGGGAGGACUCCACAGAGGAAGCCACUGCUGUCUAAAAAAAAAAAAAAACAUUGUUGCUCGUUUAAUGUUCACAAAAAGGCACGUGGACACCCCACAGAAGUUUUGGCAAAAUAUUUCGUGGACUGAUGAAAGUUGAAUUGUUUGGGAGUAACACACAACAUCAUGUGUGGAGGAAAAAUGGAGAAGCCCACCAACAUCAACACCUCAUCUCCACCGUGAAGCAUGGUGGAGGGAUCAUCAUGAUUUGGGGCUGUUUUGCUGCCUCAGGGCCUGGACACCUUGCAAUCAUUAAUGGAAGAAUACAAUCAAAAGUUUAUCAGGAUAUUUUCAGGAAAACCUGAGGCCUUCUGUCAGACAGUUAAAGCUAAAAAGAGGAUGGAUGCUUCAACAAGACAAUGAUUCGAAACACAGAGGUAAAUCAACUUCAUAAUGGUUUCAGAAGAACAAAAGACACGUUCUGGAGUGGCCAAGUCAAAGUCCAGACUUGAACCCCAUUGUGAUGCUGUGGCAUGACCUAAAGCGAUUCAUGCCAGACAUCCCAGGAAUCUGACUGAACUACAGCAGUUUUGUUGAGAAGGCUGGGCCAAGAUUAGUCAUGAUCGAUGUGCCAGACUGCUCUGCUGCUACAGGAAGCGUAUGGUUGAAGUUAUUGCUGCCAAAGGACGCUGGAGCACAAAAUGUCAAAUGUGAUGGUUCACUUACCUUUUUUCUCCCCUUCAUUGUUUGCAUACUAUCCUCAUUAAAAUAUGAAAACCUAUAAAUGUUUGGGUGGUUUUAGUUAAAACAGACAGUUGUUUUUCAUCUGUGUGAUUUUAAGAUCAGAUAACAUUUGACGGUGAUGUUAUGCAGAGAUGUGAGAACUUCCAAAAGGUUCAGAUACUUUUUCAUACCACUGUAGAAGGAUAAAAGAGUGUGGUACCUAUACUACCUACCUACGCAAAGGAAAAGUUAAUAUUCAUACAAAACUACACUGUUCUGCUUGGUGUAAAUAAGUCUUGUCACAAAUACAUGAUCGUAAGAAUCCAGAAAAGUCAACUAAUCGAAAAAGUUUUUCCACGUCUUCUGCAGGGCCAUUGUCUGAAAGCCACAAGGUAAAGUCAGCAACAUUCACUUUUCAGUGAAACAGAGUAAAUGAUAGCUCAUCUGCGUGACUUUACAUUUAGCUCAGCACCUGCCUGUUUAACAAGCGUGGCUGUGGCCCUGCCAUUCUGAAGAUGGGGAGUCGUGAGCAUGGUGGGGGGAAGGAGAGUAGUUCUAAUUCUAUGCAAAAGGUCAUGUUUUAUCUUCUGUGGACCUUACAAAAAAACACACUAAGAAUGCUAUCAAGGAAAGCCAGAGCCCAGUAUGAGACAUUAAUUUUUCCAAAUACAAAGCUGUAUCUAAAUAAGGAAAAGAAUUUCAUUAAGAAACUAAUGCAAGACAUGAGGAAGAGAUCAAACCAAUUCUGAAGAUACAUGCAACACAGUCCAUUAUACCUGUUGUAGCAUGUCAUGCAAAACAUCACAAUGGACCUAUUGCAAUACCACGCCACCAUAUUACAAAAGUCUGACACCUAGUCCCUGCUCUAUUUCAGUGUUUCCCAAUCUUGAUCAAGCACAGCCACAUUUAGGGGUCGUUUACAUGGUGAUGCACCGACAAAAACAACAAAACACGACCCAUUUCAUGUUUGCAUUUACAUGGUUCCGUCUCCUUUCGAGUGAUGUCGCAGUUCCGCGCCAUAGUUUAAGGGGGGGCCAGGGGUGCCAGCCCCCCCUGGGGGCUGAAAAGUGCUAUUGCAUCUAAUUGGCUUUCCUAUAUAUAAUUUUAAAAUUAAGCGUUUCCCGGUAAAAUAUGUCUAUAAAAGUUGUAAAGCAAUUAAAAAACAACAAAAAUAAAUGAAAUGAACAAAAAAAAAGAUAUUUUUAUAAUGGGUCAAAAUUAUUUUUCGAACAGGUCAUGUGACGAGCACCUUCAACAGUCAUUUGCUUUUCUUAGUCAAAGCCACCCUAGGACCGAAGAGGCAAGAUGGAUAUACGUUGUUUUUUCAAACCUACGCUUUUAACUCAUUCACUCCCAGCCAUUUUCACCGGAGCAAGGCCCUUCGCUCCCGGCUGUUUUACUGGGUUUUGAUUGAUUUUGCAAGGGCCACAGACAAUUCUGUUCUAUUGCUAUAUAAACAUGGAACCCACCAAAAGAAAGAUUAGACUCUCUUCCUCCAGCAGGGAAAAAAGUUAGUUCAUAUCUUUUUCCAUUCUUUAGAAAUCAGCACUAGAAAAUAGGUUAGUUUGAGCAAUUUUCCAAUUUCUGAUGAAAAAACAGAAACUGAGCUUUUGUGAAAGCAUACAUUUAAAACAUAACUUUGACUUUAACACAGCUAUUUUUUGCUUUAGUUACAUCCCAAACAUCUGAAUAAUGUUUUCCUUUUACACAAUAACAUAAACAAGACAAAUAGAGCUUUUGAUUGCAAAGUAACAAUUUAUUUACACAUAACUAACUAAGAGAUGACGCUGUUGUAGCCGCAGUCACGUAAACUUUUCCCUCAUCGCCGCCUGUCUCAUAAAGAUGGAUUUUUUUUUUUGAGUCUUUGUGGGGUCUGCUCGGCGAGCAGCACGGACUCAACGGCAUCGUCCGCUGCGCUGGUGGUCCCGGUUCUGCUCGGUCGUCCACCGCCUAGCAUUCCAGACGUCCUCUCGGGUGUUCUGCUUGGUCGUCCGCUGCCUGGCACCCUUCCGCCGGCGCCCCGGCUGUGCUGCCCGGCUGUUUGUUGCCGUUGAAUUGGGUUGCGGGUCUUAGCAAAUACGCUACUGCCCUCCAGUGGCCAGUUUUAUUGCUUUAAAAUGGAUUUUCAGCUUUGUGCUUUGGAGCUCAGUUGAAUUAGAACCCAGAUAUGUCUCUUAUGAAAAAAAAAACAUAAAAGACAUAUAAAUACGUCUUUGGGACACUGAAACAAUUAAAAACAGAACGUAUUUAUACGUUUUUGGAAGCAGAUGAGUUAAAAGCGACAACUACUGAGCAAGAACCAAGGAUUGAAAAUGUUGACCAUGAAACGCCAGAGAGCACCACCAAAAUGGUGAGCGGAGUUUCAAUUUGCCCCACUAAAGACGCUAAUUAUACAACAGAGCCAUCACCGGUGUCUUCACAAUGUAGUUACCCCCGUCAAAAAUUGUAUCCCCCGGCUGUGAGAGCGCACACACAAAUAUACUGGACUGUCUCAGAAAAUUAGAAUACACAAUAUUCUAAUUUUUUGAGACAGUCCUGCGUAUAUAUACAGGACUGUCUCAGGAAAUUAGAAUACACAAUAUUCUAAUUUCCUGAGACAGUCAGUAUUAGUUAUGAGUUAUAUGAACUUAAACAAAUAAUUGAAGCCAGAAAAGAACCACAGUUAUAUAUUUUGGACAUCGACGUUCAUUAAACUAGAGAAACUCCAUACAGGGCUUGAAUUACACUAUAACAGUUAUAGGUUAUCCUACAAGUAAAACAGUAAAACAUUGCCUUUUUUACGUUCUGUACGUAUGUUAUGUUAUACGACAAGGAAAAAAAGGUUUUUUUUGAUGGAUGGGCCAUGUUUUAAAACCUCAUAGAUAACUACAUCACUAAAACAUGGAAAUCAAGCAAAUCAGUGCAGCGCAGUGGCUCCGCCCAGGGGAUACAAUUUUUGAAGGAGGUAAUUAUAUUGGCACGACACUGGCAGGCGUACCAUUUUCAGUGGAUGACGAUUUUGGCGAAAAGUAUAACUGCAGUAUAGCAGCCUCAUUUAGAAUUCUAUUCAAGAAUGAAAAAAAAAAAAAACGCUCAUUUUCAACUUAUUAUUAUAAAUAUUGUUGUAAGUUAAUCUUAUUGCUGACACUGCAUUUCGGGGUCAUCAACAUGCUGUGCCCCCCCGCCCCAAAAGUCAAACUCCGCCUAUAGACCCUACUCACCAACGUCACAGAAUGACGUGUCGCUGUAUCCGGCCGCCAUAUUGUCCGUCUCCGUUUAGCCCUAUUCUCAAUGGUUUCAAUUAGUUGUUCAGUUUAUAGAGCAAUUCAUGGAAGCCCCGGUGCUUUCAGACACUGUAAACUCAUUGGAUGCGUUGCAUAUAAGGCGUUAUGUGGAAAAGCUUCAGUCUAUCCAUUCGCCAGAUCCAUAUUUGAUGCCUAAAUCGAUAUUUUUUGACCCGCAGUCUUCGCCCUCUCUGCCUGACAUCUGCUACCCUGAUAUCUACAACUAUCUUGUCCACACAAAAUCAGCCUAUUCUCACGAAAGUUUGAAAAACUUUAAGAGCAGCACUCUAAGCAACAUUACCCUGUGUGAUUUCUAAAAUGGCGACAAUCAAAAAAAAAAAAAAAAGUUGACUGCGAUGGACGACGCUUCAAGGAUAGGUGGAUAUUGGACUAUUUCUUCAGUAAAAUAUGCAACAACUGUGUCUGCCUCAUUUGCAAAGAGACAGUCGCUGUUUUCAAAGAGUUCGAUGUGACGCAAUAUUACUAAACAAGACACGCUGACAUGUACAACAACAUUACAGGGAAGAUACGCAGCGAGAAAUUAUAGCAACUUGAAGCUAGUUUUAUUUUUUCACAGCAGCAGUAUUUCGCAAGAGUCCGAGUGUCAAAAGAGAAAGCCAAAAAGACGAGACUGUUGAAAUUAUGAAUUAAAAAAUAAUAAUAAAGCAAAUGUGACACACAGAAGGGCUUGCUAAAAUUUGUUUAAAUAUAUUGUUCUAUGUAAAUCAGCCAAGGUAGCCCCCCGCAUUUUUACCACACCAAAUCUGGCCCCCUUUGCAAAAGGUUUGGACACACCUGUUUAACUGAUGAUCCGUAGACGAGGCCAACUUCUUUCACUUGGUACCAGCUAAAUAUUAUUCAAAAUGUAAUGAUGGUGGAAGAAAGAAGGAUCUUGAAUUUGAAACUGUAUGUUGUCAGUGAUUAGCCUCGCAGUGAUCUUAAUUGUGGUUGUCAGCCCAAAACCCUCUAAAUAUAUAUUAAAUGCAUCUUACCAGAUAUAAAAUGACUACUACAUAAUCCGUGGUAAUUGUUUGGAGCCCAGUUUUCUCGUCGAAUUGCAGCAGUCCAUCUCGCUCUCCUCUCCGAGUCUCUCGGAAUACGGUAGAACUUCAAUUCCCUCCGUCUAUCUUCUCUGUUAUUGCAACCAACCGCCACACAGGCCUUCACCAUUUUGAUUAUUAAUGUUAACGAGCAGAAAAACACGCCAUAAUAGGAGGAAUUUACGUAGCGGUAAUGUAUCAACACGACGAGUAGACGGACAAUAUGGCGCGGAGGCGUGGUUGUGACGUCAUGUGAGUAGGGUCUAUUCCGUCACCGUGUAAAGGCGAGCUCAUUCCGCAACACAAUCAAUGCGCCUUGGUGUCGCAGCGUCACCAUGUAAAUGGCCCUUUAGCUUUUAAAAAUUUCCGAACAACUACUAAACAAAAAUGUCACUAUAUAUAUAAACCAUAUAGGCCUACUACAAUAAUUGCAUAUUAAUAACCAAUUCAUUAAAUGAAUGUGAAUACUGGGUCGAUUAGAUUAACACAACACUAGUAUAGUACGAAUAAUAGUUCAACAAAGAUGCAUUUUUAUGUUAAAUAAAUAAUAUUUGGACUAAGCGAAUUUGGAUAUUUUCCCCUGCCACAUAUGAUAAUUGUCUCACGGUCACUUCAGUGGUUGAUAAUAAUUGCUCUACUUUCUGAGAAUGGUCUGUCAGAGGUCAACUGAUGUUGGCUUGGUUUACAACCUCCAUUCUAGUUAAUCCCCAGAUGUCCAGUUUUUAAUGUGAUUCUUCCACAUGAAAUGCAUACAAGGGACCUUACUUUGAGCUUUCAGGCACAAUCACCUCACAGGACAGGACAACUCUUUUCUUAGAGUUGGAAGUUGUCCAAAGGAUUUUGAUAUAAUUAAAAUUUUGAGGGACUAAAACAGUCAUACUUAAUUGUUGAUUCGCUCAUUAAUUCAUUCCAAAAUGUGUCCUACGAGUCAGCAUUUUACAGCCAGAAAAAGUCAGGAGUGGAAACAGUUCGUCACCACUUCGUGCGACCAUAAUCCAAUCAGGAGAAGCCCACUAGAAAAUGUUUUAUCUUGUCCAAACAUUUUCUCAUUGACGCUUUACUCCACUGUCCUUGUUAUUUCAAAGAUCUACUUUAAAUGCAGUCACAUAAAAAUGGUCGGAUGAGUCUUUUGUGCUUCUGCGUCACAGCUGGCCAGCACAUCUGUGUGUUUUACCGGCCUCCCCCACACUGUCCUACAUGCCGACAUUGCCAGAUACCCGCAAACUGGCCAAAACAAGCCUCCAUGCACCAUUCUUUUUCUUACAAUAGACGUAUGGCAGUUGUUAAGAAACAGGAAAGCAUUCAGCGGUGGCUCGAAACUGUAACGAUGAUGUCCGUUUAAAAAAAAAAAAAAAUCCAAUCUAGUUUUCUGAUCAAGGUUUGUGGGCCUUUGCUGUUUUUUGCUUGAAAUGAAGAAGUUAUUUUUCUAAAGAAACCUCGGAUGGCAUACUGUAUUGCAUUGAAUGUCAGUAGAAGCAACUUGUUGAAGCCUCUCAGGUGAACUAUCAUAGCGCAUGCUCCUGAGGAACAAGACGAGCUUGAUCGCAUGCCAGACAUUGACAUUGAGUUUGUAUGCAUGAACAAUGUGAGACCGUUUUCUUUUAUUCCCAGUAAUUUAUCAGCAUAUCAAUUUAAAUCUCAUAGCAGUAUGUUUGCAAUUAAAAAGCGCAUAUACGUACAUUUAUAUACACACUGUAAAAUGCUACGGUUAGACUGAGCAGCUGCUGAAAGGAGACAUUCAUGAAUAAAAACGUAACUAGGAAGCUCACUAGUGCAUUACAUCAAUAUUGCUAGGAAUUUUUCAAUUGUGAUUUAUACAAAACUACUGAUAACAUUUUCUAAUAACCCCAACCAUUAAAGCAAUACAUUAUUCCACAUGUGUUUUCAUUGUUAAAAUGAAUCCUGAAUGUUUGGACAAUAAAUGAGUUCAAAUCAUUUUCAUUGCAACUACUUUAUCACAUGGAGUUGUAACAUUGUAUAGGCACAAGAAUGUAGUCAAAGACGAAGACAGCCCAUUUCAAUGAUAGAGUGUGGAGACAAAGGACAUACCUGGUAUAGUGAUAUUUCAAGUACUGUAUGUAUCAUUUAUAAGUUUGUUUAUUUAUGUGAAGAAAGACCAGUUAGGAAAACAUUGAGAAUAAUAAUUAUCCUAUUCAUUAUAACUCGGGCCCCCGGCCACGGAAACAGCAACAGCCGAACCAAAUGGUGUUCCGCUGGCACCGCUCCCGCAAGUCGGCCGUGAGGGGCCAAUUCCGCGCGUCCACACCGGUGUUAACCCUUUGUACUGACCCCAUUUUGAUCGGUUUAAAGAAGGCUCACCGAAAACAGGUUGACAAUUUAUUCAUUGACAAUGGUCAAAAACAAGGCAAAAACAGACGACGGAGAGACAAUGCUGGAUCUACUGUCGGCAAAACAAUGGAUACAUCGGAAUGUUCCCGAGAAGCGACAGUUAUUAUCUAAAUGUUCAGUCUUUUGAAAGCUCUCGCGGUGCGGGCCGUGGGCAGGAAGAAGGGUGUGAAGAAGGAAGAAAAAGGGCGUGUGUGGGAUUAUUGUGUUUUGUUGAUUGGACAAGAGGAUUUGGGCGUUACUGUUGUCCAGGCAGCGAGGAUGUGGAUUCUGCCCCCUCAGCGUCAAAGGGGGCUCUUGGAAUCUUGUCAGUUGUGUUAUCAGUUGGAUAUCGGGCAUUCUCCGAUGCUACUUCUUUUAGGACAGAACGCCCUGCUCUUUGUCCUGGAGUGCCCGGGAGAACUGAUUGCGAGAGUCGGUGCGUCAAUCUUGCUCAUGACGCACGUUGGGCUUCUGUGAUAAGAUGGCGUUGUGUAUCUUUUAUGCCCUCUAUUCUGGUUCUUUUCAUUAAACUAUUGUAUAAGUGCUAUUUAUUUUAUAUUAGGUGCGUUAGAGUAAUACAAACAGUCCUACAGUAAAUAUUAAAAACGAUACUAUUCCCUGAUUGAUUAUAUUGUGUUAGAGUAAUGCAAACAGUUAUAUGGUGUUUGCGAGAAAGGUAACUAUUCCCUUCAUAAAGUAUAUACAUAUACUGUAUGUCAGUGGUCACCAACUAUCGGCUGGGGACAAGUACCGAUCUGUGGCGCAUAUGCUACCAGGCCAUACAAAAAUAAUAAAUAAUUUAUUAACGACCGCAUUCUGGCCUGUAUCACCAUUCUGCUUGCCUACUCUACGGACUAAUUUGAGUAGAGAUAUGUGGACGUUGCCCUCUAGUGGUGGCCACCAAUACAAAGGUGUUUACACAUCUCAGUAGCAGCCCAGCGUCAGUCAGUGUAAACAGUAACGUUCGCUAUCUGCUGCGGGUGGUACACCUCAGCCAUAGACUUCACCAUCAUUUGAUGAGGCAGCUCCUACAGACUGCUUCGCCUAGGGGGCCAGGUUAGGCAGAGUGUUGUGGCGGCUUUCACUGUGAUAAACACGCUGCGUUCUAACGCCGAACAAGUGGAAACAAGACGAAAGUUUUAGUGCAUACAAGCAGGCAGAAGUGUCUCGAGAGUGGUUUGGUCAAGGAUUCAAGGUAAAUAUGAUAUAAAAUAGCAUCAUGCGUGCGCUUUGAAACGUUGUGAAAAAAAUGUAAUGAAUGGGAAAAAAAUAGGGUAACUUUAGCUUGUAAUAUUAAUGUAAAAUGAACGAUAACUGCCCGUUUUUUUGCUUCUAACCAAGAAUCUAGACUGUAAUCCAUACUGUAUCUAUAGAAAUGCCAGGAUUUACGCAUUCAUUUAAAGAAUUUUCAUCUUGUUAUACUUACAUAAAAACGUAUUUAAUCGGGAUUUUAUUAGGGAACAACCUUGAAUUUUUCGAUGCGGCUCCUCAUGUAGACUCAAAGGGAGGUGCCUUUUGAAAAUAUUUGAAUUGUAAGUUGUUGUUUUUUAAAUAGGCCCACUGCCUAUCGGCCCCGAGACCCGUUUCCUGUUAACUGUUGGUGAAGUCUAUUCCUCAGCAAUGGUGGACGGGGUUCUUCCAGUCGUUUUGCUCAGAUUCGUUAAUAGAUAUAAUAAUAAAACUGGAUAGGAUGUCAUCAUCAAAAUCAACUAGAGCUAGCAUCCAUUUUGUUAUAUCUAUGUUUGCUUGUCCUCGAUAAUGAUGUAUGAUGUAGGCGCAUAAGAUCUAUUCCCGGAAAUAAUAAGCCCACAUGCAAGCAAAGAUGACUGAAAAAUAGUCUUUGGACAGCUUUUUACGGGGAAAAGCCCACCUGACGAGUCAGAAGAGGAGCCGACGCCAAGUCCACUCUGCAUAAUAUGUGGCCAAAAGGCAAUGAAGCCUUCAAAGCUGCUUCAGCACAUAGAGACUAAGCACACUGGAAUAAUGGACAAGCCUUUGGAAUUUUUUUAAACAAAAAAGCGGGAGCACGAAGGAUGGAGAAAAUUAGUGAGGGCCACCACAUUAACAAAAGCGAAUGCACUGAGAGCAUCAUAACUCGUGGCGAACUGUAAUGCUAAAGCAAAGAAACCUUUAACGACUGGAGAACUUAUCAUGCCUGCGACCAAUGAUAUUUGUCGUCAAUUUUUAGAAGAGGCCGGUGUUAAAAAAAGGUUGAUUCAGCAUCUGGUGAGGUGCACUUAAUGUUCGUUUUCAGCCCCAUUGUGUUAUUUUACUGUAAUUUCUUAAAUAUAAGGCGCACCUGUGUAUAGCACGCACCCCAAAUUUACUUGUAAAAUAUAGGGAAAAUUAUUGUAGCCGUGUAUAACGCGCACCCUAAUUUUAGCACCAAUAAAUAGAAGAAUACAAGAAAACAGAGCUUAUGUACAGAUACAGAAAUGUCAUUUUACUGACUGGUGAAACACAGCACAAGCAUAGCACAUUGGUAGUUCAAAACAUUACCGUAAACUGACAAUAUGUACAGUAAUAUUAUGAUCUGACAACUUCUCCAACUUACCAGAAUCCAGGAGAAAACAAAACAGAUGUGACUUUUCUUUUAAAAGCUGCUGUAUAACUUGCUUGUUUCAUCAUGAUGAAUAAAUGUUUCUUCCAUGGAUAGAUACGGUAAAAUAAGUGUGAGGACUGAAGUCGGAAAUCGGAAGGAGCGCAUCGCUGUAGACUGUAACAAGAGGAACUAUUAUUAUUUGGGUUUGAGUUUCCCGAGGGACAGAUAUAGUUGACGGACACAGGAAGUCUGUGUUGUGUUACGUUUGUCAUGGUCCGAGUUGCAAUAAACGUUGACUCAAAUGAGUUCAAGAAACUAAAUUCUGUGCUUUAUGAAGAGUGAAAAAAGCAGAAUUUAACACAGACGAAAUCAUUUGACCAAUCAGAGUGAAGUAUUACGGAAACAAAAUGGUGACGUCAUGUACCAUAAUGGUCGGCAAAGGAUAGCCGCAUACGUUUCCAACGCAACAUGGCCGUGUCAAUAAAAGAAGAAGAAAAAAAUCGGUCAUUAUAUAUAUAUAUAUAUACAGUGCCUUGCAAAAGUAUUCGGCCCCCUUGAAUCUUGCAGCCUUUCGCCACAUUUCAGGCUUCAAACAUAAAGAUAUGAAAUUUAAUUUUUUUGUCAAGAAUCAACAACAAGUGGGACACAAUCGUGAAGUGGAACAACAUUUAUUGGAUAAUUUAAACUUUUUUAACAAAUAAAAAACUGAAAAGUGGGGCGUGCAAUAUUAUUCGGCCCCUUUACUUUCAGUGCAGCAAACUCACUCCAGAAGUUCAGUGAGGAUCUCUGAAUGAUCCAAUGUUGUCCUAAAUGACCGAUGAUGAUAAAUAGAAUCCACCUGUGUGUAAUCAAGUCUCCGUAUAAAUGCACCUGCUCUGUGAUAGUCUCGGGGUUCUGUUUAAAGUGCAGAGAGCAUUAUGAAAACCAAGGAACACACCAGGCAGGUCCGAGAUACUGUUGUGGAGAAGUUUAAAGCCAGAUUUGGAUACAAAAAGAUUUCCCAAGCUUUAAACAUCUCAAGGAGCACUGUGCAAGCCAUCAUAUUGAAAUGGAAGGAGCAUCAGACCACUGCAAAUCUACCAAGACCCGGCCGUCCUUCCAAACUUUCUUCUCAAACAAGGAGAAAACUGAUCAGAGAUGCAGCCAAGAGGCCCAUGAUCACUCUGGAUGAACUGCAGAGAUCUACAGCUGAGGUGGGAGAGUCUGUCCAUAUGACAACAAUCUAUAUGCUCAUGCUCACCCACACUUGCCUUUUCAUAGUGAUCUCCUAUUAUUAGAUCUGUGUGUGCACGCGACUGCUGAUGAAUGUGAGAAGAGGAAAUACUUGUACAUAGUCAGAGAAGGCCCAGCUCCGGGGAAUGCUUGCAGUCAUAUCUGGUUCUAGGCUUUAUUAUUUUUUAAGAAGUUGUAUUUUUUUUGCACAAAUCUGGCCUUUAUGGAAGAGUGGCAAGAAGAAAGCCAUUUCUCAAAGAUAUCCCUAAAAAGUCUGGUUUAAAGUUUGCCACAAGCCACCUGGGAGACACACCAAACAUGUGGAAGAAGGUGCUCUGGUCAGAUGAAACCAAAAUUGAACUUUUUGGCCACAAUGCAAAACGAUAUGCUUGGCGUAAAAGCAACACAGCUCAUCACCCUGAACACACCAUCCCCACUGUCAAACAUGGUGGUGGCAGCAUCAUGGUUUGGGCCUGCUUUUCUUCAGCAGGGACAGGGAAGAUGGUUAAAAUUGACGGGAAGAUGGAUGCAGCCAAAUACAGGAACAUUCUGGAAGAAAACCUGUUGGUAUCUGCACAAGACCUGAGACUGGGACUGAGAUUUAUCUUCCAACAGGACAAUGAUCCAAAACAUAAAGCCAAAUCUACAAUGGAAUGGUUCAAAAAUAAACGUAUCCAGGUGUUAGAAUGGCCAAGUCAAAGUCCAGACCUGUAUCCAAUCGAGAAUCUGUGGAAAGAGCUGAAGACUGCUGUUCACAAACACUCUCCAUCCAACCUCACUGAGCUCGAGCUGUUUUGCAAGGAAGAAUGGGCAAGAAUGGCAGUCUCUCGAUGUGCAAAACUGAUAGAAACAUACCCCAAAGUUGGUGCUACAAAGUAUUAACGCAAGGGGGCCAAAUAAUAUUGCACGCCCCACUUUUCAGUUUU